CAUGGCUAUCGAUGUUGUGGAUUCUGCCUUAGAAGUUAGAGCUGCAGCUGUGUCUGUGACUAUGAUUUUCGGUUGGACCCUGCUUUAAAAUCUCAUUGAUUCAUUGAUGCUGCAACGCGUUUCAUAUUUUACUCUCUUCGGCAGAGUUGGUCAAAUCAUGAACGGGAACAGUGUCAAGUCUUCUACUACUGCAGCCAAUGGCGAUAAGAAGGUGGCUAUCUUUGACAAAGAUGGAACCCUGCUCUGCAUGAAUGCUAUGCUGGCUCCAUGGAUGAUCCAAGUAGCGGAAAGAAUGGAGGCCGCUACUGGACUCUCCAUAAAAGACGAGAUUUACAAGGAUAUGGGGUUCGACGUCCACACUCGCAAAUUUGGGUCCGGUCACGUCUUGGAGUCUACCAAUGAGGUCUGCAUCAACUCUCUUAGUGAUCUCCUCGUAAAGAAGGGUCUUUCAUCUGAAAAAGCUCGGGAUGUGUCCAUACACUCCUAUGACAAAGAUGGCAGUGCUGCUCUACAGGAGAACUACUGCCUUUUGGCGAUGUGUACAGUAUCUUCUCUAGGCUAAGAGAUAAUGGGUAUUCAAUAGCUGUCAACACCUCCGACAGUCGCGUCACGACUGAAAGCAUCUUAGAACGAUUGGGUGUGUCCGAUCUGGUGGACAUGGUGGUGUGUGGAAGCGACGCUGGAGUCAAACCCAAGCCUGAUGCGUAUACCGCCCUCAAAAUCUGCUCAGCACUAGGAGUAGAUCCCAAGAAUGCUGUGUUUAUAGGAGACACCAUCACUGAUGCUAUGGUGCGGAAAGAAUGCAGAAUGUGGUCUUGUUAUAAGUGUUCUUUCUGGAGGUAUAGAUAAAGCAAUAUUGGAGAAGAAAGCGGAUAUUGUUGUGGACAGCAUAGAAGAAGCAGCAGACGUAAUCCUCAAUCAAAAUUAACCUAUUGCCUACAGGAGCCUAUGGUGGUCACAGAAUUUAGUAGUCAACGUGUUAAUUCUCCACUGAAUGAACUCUCUGAAGCCAUAGAGCAGGACUUGGUAUCUAUUUUUAUAUGAUUAUUCUAUCAUAUAGAUGUUUUCAGUAAAGCAAUAAUAGGCAUACAGGAGUAUUUUUCACUG
Molecule: messenger RNA, 1107 nt
Organism: Strongylocentrotus purpuratus (purple sea urchin)
Lineage: Eukaryota; Metazoa; Echinodermata; Echinoidea; Camarodonta; Strongylocentrotidae
Exons: 5
Coding region: 107-562 (151 amino acids)
Source: RefSeq, a predicted model, not a curated record